Messenger RNA from Microthlaspi erraticum, 963 nucleotides. NCBI's taxonomy places the organism in Eukaryota, Viridiplantae, Streptophyta, Magnoliopsida, Brassicales, Brassicaceae. The record is from the annotation of a GenBank genome assembly.
AUGUCCAUGAAAGGGAUCUCAGCAGUAGAACCAGAUAAGCUCUCUAAGAGAAUAUCUUCCCACAAGGACAAUGAUGCUCAUUCCGGCGAGCUUGACGUGUUUGAGGCCGCCGUGUACUUCUCCGGCUACAACGAAUCCUUAUCCGGCGACCAUAGACACACACAAAAGUAUGGCUACAACGCGGCGAGAGAGGAGAAUCGGAGGAAAUGGGGAAUAUUAGGAGGAGGGAGAAGAAUCAGCUUGGACUUGCCGAUUCGAUGUUCAGAGCAAGUGCAUCAUCUUCACCAAGAUCAUCUUGAGAAGCAAGAAGUUACAACAACGAAGAGGAUUGGUAACGUGAGACACAAGCAACCAAGCUCACCAGGUGGGAAAAUCGCUAGCUUCUUGAACUCUCUCUUCCAUCAAGCGAGUUCAAAGAAGAACAAGUCAAAGUCAAAGCCAGCGGAUCAAGAAGUCGUCGAAGAUGAGAUCCCCGGAGGAGGAUGGAUGAGAAGGAGGAGAAGAAGCAGUAUGAGCCAUUUCUUGGGCUCAAGCAGAUCUAAUUCAACCACCACAACGACAUCAUCCUCAUCAAAAUCUCUGAUUUCUUCAUCAAGCUCGGGUUUUAGAACGCCUCCUCCUUACUUAAACACUCCCACCAAGAACUACAAGCAGUUCUUGAAUUACACUUCUGCCACAAACCAAGUGAAAGUACUAGAGGAAAAGAAGACCAUAAAAGAGUUGUCUUGGCUGGAUGAUAAACUCAAGGUGAUGGAGAGUCUCUCGGAGAAAGAGAAGAUUUGGGAUAAUGAUAAUGAUGAUGAUGAUCAGAGAAUAAAGAGAGAGGGAGAUGAUGAUGAUGAUGGAAUGGAGAGUGAUUCAAGUUCUGAUCUAUUCGAGUUACAAAACUAUGAGUUGUCUCGUGGAGGCUUGCCAGUUUACGAGACUACCAAUGUAGCUAACAUCAACAACACUCAUGUAUGA